This is a messenger RNA of Saprolegnia parasitica CBS 223.65, 500 nucleotides long. RefSeq lists its product as hypothetical. Bases 103 to 468 code for a protein of 121 amino acids. The record is from RefSeq and is a predicted model, not a curated record. The transcript has a single exon. NCBI's taxonomy places the organism in Eukaryota, Oomycota, Saprolegniomycetes, Saprolegniales, Saprolegniaceae.
GGCGAGGCGCGCGAGCGGGCGGCGCGGGACGCCGACGUAGCCCGUGAGAUCAAGGCCCGCAAGGAAGCGGAGGAGCUCCGGAUUUCGCGCGAAGCCCAGGCCAUGCACCGCCAGCGCUCCAAGGUCCAAGAAGCCCUCCAGCAAAAACAAGAAUACGAAAACAUCAUCACUCAAGUCGACUGGCAGAAGAAGCAAUUCCAAGACAAGGAGGCCGCCGACGCGACCAAGCGCUCGAGCCACCGCAUUGCGCUCCAAAAGCAAAUCGAAGACAAGCAAAAGCUCGUGAAAGACAAGUUUGUCCGUGUGCAGCUUGAAGGCAAGGCGCUCAAACAAGAAUACGCCGACGAGCUCGCGAAGCUCGAGCGCAUCCGCAUCGAAGAGGUCGCCGAGCUCGAAGAAGCCGGCGUGAACCCGUCGUACCUCUCGGAAAUGAAGGCCCUUGACAUUGCCAAGGCGCGCGACCGUUAAAUCCCACAACACUAAAAGAGAGUCUGGAUGGA